Molecule: messenger RNA, 1668 nt
Organism: Carassius auratus (goldfish)
Lineage: Eukaryota; Metazoa; Chordata; Actinopteri; Cypriniformes; Cyprinidae
Product: tripartite motif-containing protein 55-like
Exons: 9
Coding region: 159-1268 (369 amino acids)
Biological process (GO): regulation of microtubule cytoskeleton organization
Cellular component (GO): cytoplasm
Molecular function (GO): zinc ion binding
Source: RefSeq, a predicted model, not a curated record
GGACAUGCCAAGCCUCAUUAUAGAGGGUACAGACAGACGUUUGAGAAAUGGAGAGGGCCUGAUUUCACCCCGUGUACAAGAACUGGGACAGUUUAAUUUUCUCAAUCACACGCGGUCUCAUUCUCAACUUCAUUGAAGCCGUAGCUCGUCAAAUCAGGAUGGACAGCCUGGAGAAGCAGCUUAUUUGUCCCAUUUGUCUGGAAAUGUUCACGAAACCGGUUGUGAUUCUUCCGUGUCAACACAAUCUUUGCCGGAAAUGUGCCAAUGACAUUUUCCAGUCCUCAAAUCCAUACCUUCCCACCAGAGGAGGCACAGGGGCAUCAGGUGGCCGUUUCAGGUGUCCAUCCUGCAGGCAUGAAGUUGUGUUGGACCGCCAUGGGGUCUACGGUCUGCAGAGAAACCUUCUGGUGGAAAACAUCAUUGACAUGUACAAACAGGAGAACAUCAGCAGCAGACCUUCUCCAGAGAGGAAGGUUGACCAGCCAGUGUGUGAAGUCCAUGAGGACGAGAAAAUCAACAUUUACUGCCUGACCUGCGCCGUUCCCACUUGUUCUAUGUGUAAAGUGUUCGGCUCACAUAAAGACUGUGAAGUGGCCCCUCUUAACAGUAUUUACCAGACGCAAAAGACAGAGCUCUCGGAUGGAAUAGCAAUGAUGGUGGGCAAUAAUGACAGAAUCCAAGGCAUCAUCAGUCAGCUGGAGGAGACCUGCAGAACCAUAGAGGAUAAUGGCAGGCGACAAAAAUCCAAGGUGUGUGAAAAGUUUGACCAUUUGUACACCAUCCUGGAAGACAGGAAGACACAGAUGAACCUGAAAGUGAACGCUGAACAGGAAGAGAAGCUGAAUUACAUCCAUGGCCUCACGAGGAAGUAUGGAGAUCAUCUGGAGUCCAUGACCAAAAUCAUGGAGACAGGAAUCCAGACAAUGGAAGAACCUGAGAUGGCUGUUUUCUUACAGAAUGCCAAACCCCUCUUGCAAAUAAUUGCAGAAGCAUCAAAUACCUCGCAUCUGGAGAAAGUGGAGCAUGGCUAUGAGAACAUGGAUCAUUACUCUGUGAGCUUCAAAAAAGAGGGCAGGGCCCUACAAAAUAUCGACUUCGCCAGAGCAGAUGAUGAUGAAGAGGAGGAAGAUGAGGAUGAGCUGGGUGUCGAUGUGGACGGCCGGGCAGGGCAGACAACCUCGGGAGAAGGGGAUUCACUGAAAGAAGCCCUUCCGCCCCUUCUUCCCCCACAACCCAUGAGCACAUGCAAACCCGCCACAUCAUCAUAACUUCACAAACUAUUUUACCAGUGUCUUUCAUGUUCUGUUUCUGUUUCAGUAACCCCUUAAUAAAAGUCACUAGAUGACUAAAUAUAAAUGGAGAUGACUUAAGAAACCUUUGCGAGAUUUGUGGUGUUGUUUACUGCGUACCCAGUGUUCACAUGGUGUUUUCAUUGCAGUUGGCACAGCAGUGGUGUUUGAGUUAUGAAUGAUAUGAUUUGCUUUAAAUAUUCUCUGGAUGACAUUAUUAUUUAGAAACGUCAACAGAAAAUAAAAUGUUACCCUUAUGUAUUGUAAUGAUUUGUAACAGAUUGAAUUCAAACUAACAUCCAGUUCAGUUCCAAAAGCAUUGGUGUAUCACAUUUAUAGCAGAUGCCUAAUCUACAUGAAGAAACAUCCGUGGCAAAGC